Gopherus flavomarginatus (Mexican gopher tortoise) is the source of this 4726-nucleotide messenger RNA. Its product is annotated as zinc finger protein 883-like. Gene Ontology annotation, biological process: regulation of transcription by RNA polymerase II. Lineage: Eukaryota; Metazoa; Chordata; Testudines; Testudinidae. Gene Ontology annotation, molecular function: RNA polymerase II cis-regulatory region sequence-specific DNA binding; DNA-binding transcription factor activity, RNA polymerase II-specific. Bases 1166 to 3547 code for a protein of 793 amino acids. The record is from RefSeq and is a predicted model, not a curated record. The transcript has 5 exons.
GAGAGAAGGAGAUGGGGAGAUGCAAGAGCAGCUCCUCCACCCCAUGGGGCAGCAGAGGGUGAGGGGCUGCCCCACCCAGCAGCCAGAGGGGGAUUCUUUUACCACAAAUAAUCAGUGAUGCUUUGGGGGUAGGUGGAGACUUUGCCUAAGGCCUCAGAAGCUACAAGGCAAAUAUCCAGAAACACCGCCCCCCGCACCCCCCCCCGCUCCCACACCCCCUGCUCCCGGUGUAUUAUGUUCAGACCCACUCAUGAUUUUGGGGUCUUUCUCCUGAGUGUUGGGGGCUGCCCAGGGCCCUGGUCUGAUUUCUGGGCAGGUUUCACAUCUCAGCCACACCGGUGUCCCACCGGAGUCAAUGCUCACUCUGCCAGGGGGUCAGGGGCGGCUCUAUGUGUUUUGCCACCCCAAGCAUGGCAGUCAGGCUGCUUUCUGCGCGCCGGCAGGAGAUCCGGCUGGCAACGCAGAUUCGGCAGCAUGCCUGUGGGAGGUCCGCCGAUCCCGUGGCUUCGGCGUACCCACCGCCGAAUUGCCGCUAAAGCCGUGGGACCGGCGGACCUCCCGCAGACAUGCCGCCGAAGUCUCCCUGACUGCCGCUCUCACAGCGACCAGCACACUGCCCCCACGGCUUGCCGCCCCAGGGAUGAGCUGGUGCCUGGAGCCGUCCCUGCAGGGGAUGAGUGCGGAUGGGACAGUGGGAUCAGCCUCUGCCUGUCCCUGGGGGCUGCAGGGGCAGGACAGGGAAGCUCAGGCACUAGCUGCUGACAGUAGAGGGCUCCGGUUAUUCCUAAGGGAGCAGAGGAGGCUGGUGCAUGUCUCUCUCUGCUCCUGAUAUUAGAGCCCUUGAGUUGAGCUGCCUGGGUCAGUUACUGCUGCCUCCUCUGCCUGAGAGCCCAGACUGUGACACUGCUGCUCCCCAGCUGGGGCUGUGCCAGGGACAGACCUUCAUGAACCCCCCACUCUGUGCCCAGCCCAGGUGGGCACUUUUGCUGGACCUGGAACUAGCCCCCUGGUUCAGCCCCAGGCUUUGCUGACACCAACUCCUGAGUCAGAGACCUUCAGGUGAUGGGGAAAGAUCUGGGGCCGGGCAGGAGAGUGACUCUGCACAAAGGGUCCCUUUCAGGGACCAGCUGAUCGUCCCCUCUUCCAGGGGACAGGGAAGGAUGUGAUGGAGCCAGCUCAGAUGCCGGUGACCUUCGAGGAGGUGGCUGUGUAUUUCACCCAGGGGCAGGGUGCUCUGCUGGACCCCGCCCAGAGAGUCCUCUACAGGGACGUCAUGCAGGAGAACUAUGAGACAGUGACCUCACUGGGAUUCCCCCUUCCCAAACCUGACCUGAUCGCCCGGCUGGAACAAGGGGAAGAGCCGUGGGUCCCGGAUCUCCAGACCACCAAGGAAAGGGAGAGCCCGAGAGGCACCUGCAUAGCAGAUGAUGGGACUGUGAGUGAGAACAAGGAGGAGAAUCAACAGCAGGAAGGUCCUGAGAAAGUGAAACCACAGGAGAUGUUUUUGAGACGAGCUGAAGGGCAUUUUUCCCAGUGUUUGGAACAGGGAGAGGUCUGGGCAGAUCGACACAGAUCAGAGAUGCAGCCGGGAAACUACCUCAUGAAAAAACUGGAUGAAUCCAUUCCAUGUGGCGGAGGAUGCAAGGAUCCCAAGGAAGUCACAGACCAGCAGACAAGUCACAAUAAAGAGAAACCCUACAAAUGUGUUGACUGUGGGAUAAGUUUUAGCAAAAGUUCUUCCCUUAUUCAACAUGGGCGAAUCCACACGGGAGAGAGACCCUAUAAAUGCACUGAGUGUGGGAAAGGUUUUAUUGAAAGUUCAUCCCUUACUAAACAUGAAAGAAUCCACAGAGGAGAAAGACCAUAUAAAUGCCCUGAGUGUGGGAAAAGUUUCAGUGUGAAAUCAACCCUUAAUACACAUGAGAAAGCCCACACGGGAGAGAAACCCCAUAAAUGCCUGGACUGUGGGAAAACGUUUGGGCAGAACUCAUACCUUAUCGAACAUAGGAGAAUCCACACAGGAGAGAGACCAUAUAAAUGCCUUUACUGUGGGAAAGCUUUUAGUCAGCGCUCACACAUUAUUAAGCAUCAGAGAAUUCACACAGGUGACAAACCCUAUAAAUGCCUCAAUUGUGGGCAAAGUUUUGUUGACAGAACGAAACUUAAAAAUCAUCAGAAAAUCCACACAGGGGAGAAACCCCAUAAAUGCUUAGACUGUGGGAAAAGCUUCAUUCAGAAGUCACAACUCACUAUACACCAGAGAGUACACACAGGAGAGAGACCAUAUAAAUGCCUUGAGUGUGGGAAAAGUUUUAGUCAGAGCUCAAAACUUAUUACACAUCAGCGAACCCACACAGGAGAGAGACCUUAUAAAUGCCUUGAGUGUGGGAAAAGUUUUAUGGAAAGUUCAUCCCUUAUUAGACAUGGGCGAAUCCACACAGGAGAAAGUGCCUAUAAAUGCCCUGAAUGUGAGAAAAAUUUUACGGAAAAUCGAUCUCUCAUUAAACAUAGGAGAAUACACACGGGAGAAAGACCCUAUAAAUGCCUUGAGUGUGGGAAAGGUUUUAUUGAAAGUUCAUCCCUUACUAAACAUGGAAAAAUCCACACAGGAGAAAGACCCUAUAAAUGUCUUGAGUGUGGGAAAACUUUCAGUAUGAAAUCAGCCCUUAAUAUACAUCAGAAAACCCACACAGGAGAGAAACCCCAUACAUGCUUGGACUGUGGGAAAACUUUCAGUCAGAUCUCAUACCUUAUUAAACAUGGGAGAACCCACACUGGAGAGAGACCUUAUAAAUGCCCGGACUGUGGGAAAACCUUCAGUCAGCGCUCAUACCUUAUUAAACAUGGGAGAAUCCACACAGGACAAAGACCCCAUAAAUGCCUUGACUGUGAGAAAGUUUUCAGUGAGCGAUCAGCCCUUAUUAGACAUGAGAGAACUCACAUGGAAGAGAAACCCCAUAAAUGCUUGGACUGUGGGAAGAGCUUCAUUCAGACAUCACAACUUCUUAUACACCAGAGAGUGCACACAGGAGAGAGACCCUUUAAAUGCUGUGAGUGUGGGGAAAGUUUUAUUCAGAACUCAAAGCUUACUACACAUCAGCAAAUCCACACAGGAGAGAGACCGUAUAAAUGCCUUGAGUGUGGGAAAGGUUUUAGUCAGAGUUCAACGCUUAUUACACAUCAGCGAACCCACACAGGAGAGAGACCCUAUGGAUGCCUUGAGUGUGGAAAAGGUUUUAUCGCAAGUUCAGCCCUUACUAAACAUAGGAGAACUCACACAGGAGAAAGACCCUAUGAAUGCCUCGAGUGUGGGAAAAGUUUCAGUGUGAAAUCAGCCCUUAAUAUGCAUCAGAAAACCCACACAGGAGAGAAACCCCAUACAUGCUUGGACUGUGGGAAAAGUUUUAGUCAGCGCUCACACCUUACUAAACAUGGGAAAAUCCACAUGGGAGAGAGACCUUAUAAAUGCCUUGACUGGGGGGAAAGCUUCAGUAAGAGCUCAGAGCUUACCAAACAUGAGAGCAUUCACAAGAGUGAGAGACCCUAAAAACAGCUUGACUGCAGGAAAAGAUUCAAUUUUACCUCACACAUCCACAUAACAGCGAGACCUUGAAUCUGGAGAAAGUUUCAUUUGGUGCUUCCGGAGUAUCAGGCAUUCACAAAUCCACAUAAGGUAGAAACGUCUGAGAUGUCCUCAAUGUGGAAAAGAUGCCAAGAGGAACUAACUCCAUACUGUACAUCAGAAACUCCUAUGCACAGCAGAGAAACAGUGCCCUGAUAGAGGGUGACCAUAGUGAAAAAUCCAUUCUCUUGUUCUCACACACAUCAAGGACGUUUGGCUCCCAAUUAUCCUGCUGCCCAUUGCAGGAGUGAAGAUAAAGCAGCAGCCGAGCAUCUGCUGGUCAGUGACCCUCUGGCUCUUUCUGGUCUAAGCAAACCCCAGGCAGAGGAGGAGAAGUCCCCAACAGCCCCUCCUCCCCGCUGCAUCCCUGGCUGCUGAGCUGAUGGGCCACAGGUGAGGGAAGGGAGAGAGAGAAACUUCUCCAGAUGCCCCCUCUGCCUGGCUGAAGUCCCCCUCUCCCUUCCCCUCCCAGCUGGGAUCCCCCUGCCAUGGAGAUGAGGACACUUGGGCCAGGCCCCACCUUCACUCUACACACCUGUCACCACCCCCCAUCUUCCACCAGCCCCUGGGCUGGGCUCCCCCAGUGAUCUGAGGCUGUUCCCUGCAGGGUGAGUGUCCCUGGGGGCUGGUAACUCCUCCCCUCCACAAAUCCCCCAGGGCGCUGGGCUCUGGGGGAAUCAACCCUUAAGGCACCAGGCGCUGGGUUGUGGGGUGGAAACUGGGGAUUGAAUGGCUGGGGCUGGGGGAGCUGGGAAGCAGGGGGAGCUGGGUGCUGGGGCUAUUGACUGUUUGGGGACGAUGGGAUAAGAGGCGAGGGAGAGCACAGGGGUAGCAAGGUGCUGCCUCAUCACUCACCCCCUCUGCCCCUUCUCCCUGCCCCCGCUGCAUUCAGACAGCACCAUUAGCAGAGACUAAUUUCCACAGGGCCUUUUGUUGGAAGCCUGGAUUUCUUACCUCGGCUACAGCAGCAUCAGCCUCUGAGAGGGAAGCAGCAUUGCCUAGUGGAUAGAGCACUGGCCUGGGACUCAGGAGACCUAAGCUCUGUUCCUAAUGCUGGCAGCAGCUUGCGGGAUGACCUGAGAUAAAUGUGUGCCUUCCCCAGUG